Molecule: messenger RNA, 1267 nt
Organism: Dreissena polymorpha
Lineage: Eukaryota; Metazoa; Mollusca; Bivalvia; Myida; Dreissenidae
Exons: 5
Coding region: 1-978 (325 amino acids)
Source: RefSeq, a predicted model, not a curated record
AUGAGCGGUUGCCAUGGACAGACCACACCCUCCUUCCAGUUUAUGCCAGGGUCGUCUCCUUCCAAUCCUAAUCUCGCUCUCGCCAUGUGCCAGCAACAGGCCGUUGCUGGGAAACUUACCGUGACAAGGGCGGGAAAAUACGCAGACGACAUAAGUGCAUGGUGUUCAAUGUACGAGCAAGUGCUGCCGUGCCUGUCUAGGACUCUUCAACCGUCCACGAACGCGAAGGACACGUUCUUAAAGCUGACCUAUAACGAAACCAUAGCAACGCGGAUGUCAAGAAGCCUGUGCCAAAGGUUCGCUUUUCAAUCAAGCGAUAUCCCUAUAAGGAUGGCCAACCUCUCGUGCGUUGACGCGCAAAUCGGUGACGUUCAGCGUUGCGUAUCGGAAAACACGCACUUCUAUGUAGAGAAAUUCAACAAGUUCAACUCAGGCGAGAUGCCCGGGGUGUCUCAGGAAAACGUGACGCUGCCGCCAAUAUACGCCUGCAUAAUUUCCGUGGCGACCGCGAGUUGCUUCCACAAGGCGCUGGCUCUGGCUCCCGGAUGCUCCAUCCCUCAGCGGAAGUUGAUGUACGACUACUACACGAUGAUGAGCGGGAACUGCCGCACCAUCGCCGGCGUGGUCGACGAAACCCCGACCACUCAAGAAUCAACUACCCAAGAAACGCUGGGCACAAAUCAAAGAUCUGUUGAAACCAGAAACCAGGCGGAAACCAUUCAGCAGCAGACUACAUCCGAUGUUACACGAGGCGGUAAACGACGAGGCGGUAACCUAUUUGAAACAGACGUUACUAGACAACGAGCGGAAGUCGCCAGCGCAGGCGCUGGUAACGCUACCACUACGCAGAUGAUUGGCAGACUUGAAAUGGGGCGCAAUGCUACAGUGGAGUCACCUCGCAGUGAAUGUCCCGUGUUUCGUGCGAAAUUGUUGUUAGUUUUUGCUGUAAUGGUCGCAUCAGUGCUCUGUGUUUUGUAAAAGCAAUGGCAACGGACAGAUAUUUAUGUAUUAUUUUAAGAUUAUUUAACACAAAUUCAUGGUGUAUUUCACAUGUUUAAGUAUACAUUGAGGAAUGAUUUAAUAUGUGUUUCAGAAAUAUCGCGAAGAGAUAUUAUUCUUUGAUGUUAUUAUAUGUUUUGGGUUGUAUAUAAGUACAGACUAUCAGGAAUAUAGUGUUCACAAUAUAAACUAACGAAUAACGAAUCAAUGCAAAUAUGGACUUCAUUAUUUAAGAUAGUAAUUGACGCACUGAAUUGAAACAUCAUCA